Triticum aestivum (bread wheat) is the source of this 1304-nucleotide messenger RNA. RefSeq names its product putative coatomer subunit beta'-3. Gene Ontology annotation, cellular component: COPI vesicle coat. Lineage: Eukaryota; Viridiplantae; Streptophyta; Magnoliopsida; Poales; Poaceae. Gene Ontology annotation, molecular function: protein binding. Bases 302 to 865 code for a protein of 187 amino acids. The record is from RefSeq and is a predicted model, not a curated record. Gene Ontology annotation, biological process: retrograde vesicle-mediated transport, Golgi to endoplasmic reticulum; intracellular protein transport; endoplasmic reticulum to Golgi vesicle-mediated transport. The transcript has 6 exons.
CAACAAAUGACUCGUUUAUGUUUACUGGCAGAAAGUGGUCGCUUCGACUAAAGUCUCAGAAUACAGUGUAACUAGUGUUAAAUUUAUUGCACGAAAGCGGUGGCUUGUGGCUGCGUCAGCUGAUUAUUUCGUCCAUGUGUACAAGUAUGAAAAGAAACUCGAAGAGGUCACGAGUUUCCAUGCUCACUAUUAUCAUGACAGAACCAGCUGUUCAUUAGACGUCCAUUCAACCCAGCCGUAUCUGCUGUCAGGGGGUCGUUGGCAAAUAAAUCUUUGGGACUGGGACCAGCGCUGGAAUUGCAUGCAGACAUUUGAAGAACACUCGGGUUCUAUUAAUGACCUAAAAUUUAACCCAGAGGACACCAAAAGUUUUGCAAGUGCUGAUAGUGCUUAUACAGUAAAGGUUUGGAGUGUUGAUUCUCCCAAAUCCAAGUUUACUCUAUCUGGGCAUUUGGGAGGAUUCUUUUGCCUGGAUUUCUUCAAGCGUGAUGGUCAGCUGUAUUUGAUUAGUGGCUCCUCUGACAAGACUGCCAAGAUAUGGGACAUGCUGAAGGAGGAGUGCGUUCAUACACUCGAACAUGAGUCUGCAGUCAUUUCCGUCCUUUCACAUGCCAAUCUUUCGGUUCUAGUUACAGGUACAGACGAUGGUGCUGUUCAUGUGUGGAGCGCCACUGAUUUCAGGCUCAAGACAAUACUUCAGCUUGGGCCCGGAAGUGGUGUUGUUGGUUUUGCAUGUUUGAUGGGGUCAGGAAGGUUUGCAGUUGCUCAUGAGAGAGGAGUCUCAGUAAUACAAAUUCCUGAUGAAGAAGAACAAAGUGGAUGUAGCAAUGGCAGCAAUGAGAACUCAAUAUCAGUUACAGAUUAGGAAAUCCAAAGCCAGUCGGGGACUGCUAGUGAUUUUUAUUAAAAUGGUACAUAUACCUCAUCUACGCAGUUGACUAUGAAAUGUGUUAACACGGGCAUAAUGAAUUUCCAGAUCUGGAAAUUUCGACAAUUGAUUCAGAAAUGAGGAGUAUCGCUCGAAGCUCAACCAGCCAAUUCUCGCACAAAGAUGAAUUAUAUUUACACUUCAUCAUAAUAAAGAGUAGGAUGGUCUUUUUCAAUAAUACGUCUCCCGCUUCGAUCGCGAAACGUGGCCUGUGUAUGUACCGCACUGGGCCGACCCGUUUUACACUUUUCAUCUUCUGCAAAGAGAUAAAAAAUUGAGUGUCCGGCAAGAUUCAAAACCAGCACCUGUAUGCUUAGUACAACUCCAAUAACCAACUUGAAUACUUUCUUAUUGUGUCUACUGCCUAGUUACCUUC